AAGUCCCAAUCAGCACGGACCGGAGUGAGUUCCGACUUGGGAUACUUAAUGAGGAAAAUAGGAUAUCCGAGGCCGUCAGCAGGAUCCUACAUGUUAAUCAAUAGAUAUAAUCAACAGGUUAUUGUCUGCGGAAUAGGGGUCAUAGAGUGGAAGACAAGGAGAAAAAUAAGCGGAAUUGUCUCGCCAUUAUUCCGGACUGUCACAAGCUAGAAAAGGUACCUCCUCGUUUAUCUAAAGUCCGGGUAUGUUGUGUUCCCCAUGCAAUUAAUUGGCUAUAGUGAACAGAGAGGCUUAAGUGGACGAGUAACAGCCGAUCAGACUAUAGGAGUACUGGGUAAGAUAAGUACAAAGUGGUUCCCCUCUCUCGUAGUAGAGACUUUAUCCGUCGUUUUCAAUUCAACAACGAACAAAACUCACAAUGAGUUCGAUUCUAGAAUACAAGAACGCCUCAGUCCCGGCCCUCACAUCACUGGAACGCAUCGGCCCCAAAGGAUACCUCCGCUAUGUCUUCCCGUUCCAGCUCGUCGAAGACUACAAUAUCGACCAAGUCGCUACAGUCUUGAGGACUGGAUACGACGCCCUCAAAAACCACAUUCCAGUUGUGGCCUGCGAGGCAAUUCCUGAUCUCAACUCGAAGCAAGCCGGUGUCCUGAAACUACAAAGACUCGAUGGCCCGGAUUUUGAAGAUAUCGUAGUAAAGGAUCUACGAAACUCCGAUACCUUCCCGCAACACUACUCAGUGCUCAAAGAGAAAGCCUUCCCCGUGGCUGCUUUUGAUGGCGACAUCUUCUGUCGCCGGUCUGUUUGGCCAACUCCCGGAGAGAGACUACCGAUAUCCCUUGUACAGGCGAAUUUUAUCCGCGGCGGCUUAAUCCUCACAUGGUGUAUCCUACACAUGGUUGGAGACGGGACAUCAUUCUACACUUGGACAAAGGUCUGGGCUAGUAAAUGCCGAAGUGCGUUACAAGAGUCCUUCGAACCAAUCCAUCUCGACGACGCCAUUUGGCGCGAUAGAGAUCGCAUGAUGAUGCCGUCUGGCCGGAAUUUUGGGUUUCUGAAGACGCACCCGGAAUAUACUCUCCUUCCUUUCACACCGGCGGGUGCACCGCCGAGAAUGUUAUCACCUCAUCACCGCGGCCAGGUCUUUUAUUUCUCGCCUGCGGCUCUCAAAGCACUCAAAGCCGAGGCGUCCCCAGCUCACGCAACAGUGCCAUCACAUCAACCCUGGGUCUCGACCAACGAUGCCCUUUCCGCGCUACUCUGGCGCACAGUCAUGGCAGUGCAAUCGCCGCUCGACACCCUCGACGGCAAUCCAGUAUCUGUCUUCAACAUCGCAAUAGACGGCCGCCAACGAACGCAUCCACCCGUCCACCCCGAAACCCUAGGCUGCUUCCUCGAAUACAUCGCCGUCUCCCUCCCCAUUCGCAAAAUCCUAGGCUCAUGCAACCUCGCCGACCUAGCAAUCCUAAUCCGCAAAGCCGUUCUCGGCGCAAACAACCAAUACACAGACGACGUGAUGUCUCUCGUCGAGCAGCUUGACGACGUCGACAGAUUAGUCCCAACAGCGUUCCUUGAUGUCCCGGGGUUUAACUGUAUUCUGAGCUCGUGGGCUAGGUUCGAGCUGUAUCAGUUAGAGUGGGGCUCGUUGCUUGGAAGGGUAGAGGCCGUGCGGACGCCGAGUGUGGGUUGUAUUAACGGGUUGCAGAUUGUGUUGCCGCCGUUGCCGGAUGGGGGUGUUGAAAUCUUGAUGGGUGUUGAGGAUAGUUGUUUGGGGAGGUUGCUGGAGGAGCCGUUAUGGAUGAAGUAUGCUGUGGCAAGGUAGUUUGAUUUCUUGUAGUCGAUGUAUACCUAAUUGUUUACCUUUAAUGCGACACCCAAAUAAUAUUAGUGCAUUAGUAUCAUCGAUAUUUACGUUUACCAAGUGGAUAUAAAUACCCUCGGU
Molecule: messenger RNA, 1942 nt
Organism: Aspergillus ruber CBS 135680
Lineage: Eukaryota; Fungi; Ascomycota; Eurotiomycetes; Eurotiales; Aspergillaceae
Exons: 1
Coding region: 419-1822 (467 amino acids)
Molecular function (GO): acyltransferase activity, transferring groups other than amino-acyl groups
Source: RefSeq, a predicted model, not a curated record